AUGCAUUUUACCACACGCCGAUGCCUUUCACUGCGGCACGUCUUUUACUUGUACACUUUUUUAUUGUUUAUCUGCGCCCUGAUAUUUUUGUCGACAAGUCUUGCCAAUCAAGACGGGUGGAAUUUAUUCUCCCUUUUCCAAGGGUACGAACUAACUCAGGCGGAAAUAGAGUCUGGGACGGGACAAUUGGCGCAAGACGACGCCCGCUUAAUGCGCCACAUUUCGGAAAAGUAUCUCAUUCCACCGUCGCCAAAAGGUGUCCAGGCGGGCGUUGAUUGGACCCCGGUUCAUCUCACGAAUAAAUUUGAACAGCAAGAAGUGUCGCGAUUUAUAAUAGAUCUUUUUAAAAAUAAGAAUGGUGGCACAUUCAUCGAGUGUGGGGCGAAUGAUGGCGAAUUUUUCUCAAACACGAUGCUCCUCGAGGAAAAGUAUGGCUGGACAGGACUCCUCGUCGAGUCAGAUCCUCGCCCUUUGAAAAAAUUAAUGAUAAGAAAUAGAGCAGCUUGGAUAGCGGAAUGUUGUCUUUCAACCGGAAGUCAACCACAAAAGAUGGAAUUUCUCCGUCACGAUCGGGACGAAGGGUUAAGUUUCAUUCCAGGAAAGCGACAUUUUAUCGGAAACGAGGCCGACUAUUAUUCCUUUGAUGCCCAAUGUUUCCCACUUUACUCAAUCCUCUCAGCCAUCAAUAUGACAACGGUGGACUUCUUCAGUAUCGACAUUGAAGGAGCCGAGUUGGACGUGCUUAAAACCAUUCCAUGGGAUAAGGUUCUUAUCAAGAAAAAAAUGGGGUUACGAUUAUAA
Folsomia candida is the source of this 801-nucleotide messenger RNA. RefSeq names its product protein Star-like. NCBI's taxonomy places the organism in Eukaryota, Metazoa, Arthropoda, Collembola, Entomobryomorpha, Isotomidae. The transcript has 5 exons. The record is from RefSeq and is a predicted model, not a curated record. Bases 1 to 801 code for a protein of 266 amino acids.